This is a messenger RNA of Toxotes jaculatrix (banded archerfish), 1934 nucleotides long. Its product is annotated as protein NipSnap homolog 2-like. Bases 16 to 879 code for a protein of 287 amino acids. The transcript is spliced from 10 exons. NCBI's taxonomy places the organism in Eukaryota, Metazoa, Chordata, Actinopteri, Toxotidae. Gene Ontology annotation, cellular component: mitochondrion. The record is from RefSeq and is a predicted model, not a curated record.
UUAGCAUAGUUGAAGAUGGCGACUGGAGUCCUUCAGAGAGUCAGCGGAGGCUUGGGUCGAGCUAAAGGCAGGGCCACCUCGGCCGGUCAGCUCGUCCUCUGGAGCAGCAGGGGGUUUGCAACAUCAAGCAGCAGAAACAGAGAGGACAGCUGGUUUAAAUCACUGUUUGUGAGGAAAGUUGAUCCAAGGAAAGAUGCACACUCCAACCUACUGACCAAAAACGAGGAAAGUAACCUCUACAAAAUUCAAUUCCAUAAUGUGAAGCCAGAGUGCCUGGAUGCAUACAACAAACUCUGUGAGGAUGUUCUGCCCUCCAUCCAUGCUGAUAAGUACUACCCCUGUGAACUGGUGGGAACCUGGAAUACCUGGUAUGGAGAACAGGACCAGGCUGUUCAUCUUUGGCGUUACAGAGGUGGAUACCCAGCUCUGACAGAGGUGAUGAACAAGCUCAGACAGAACAAGGAUUUCACAGCGUACAGGAAGGAGCGGGGUAAGAUGCUGUUGUCCCGCAGGAACCAGCUUCUGUUGGAGUUCAGCUUCUGGAAUGAGCCUGUACCCCGAGAGGGCCCCAACAUCUAUGAGCUCAGGUCCUACCAGCUCAGGCCAGGAACCAUGAUCGAGUGGGGUAAUUACUGGGCCAGGGCCAUUGGAUACCGCCAACAGAACCAAGAGGCUGUGGGAGGGUUUUUCUCACAGAUCGGCAACCUCUAUAUGGUUCAUCACCUCUGGGCUUACAAAGACCUCCAGUCCAGAGAAGACACGAGGAAUGGUGCCUGGCAGCAGGAGGGCUGGGACGAGGUGGUGUAUUACACAGUUCCUCUAAUUCAGCACAUGGAUUCCAGGAUUAUGAUCCCGACAAAGGCUUCCCCACUGCAGUGAAACAAGAAGCGAGUUGGAAGCUGAAAUCGAGUGGUACCCUUUCGAAUGUUAACAUCAAUCCAGAGCAUCACCUGUCGUGGUUUCAGCCUCCUGUCAGUGCUGCCAGACAACAUCCCCUCUCCUUUCUUCUCUUUGCUUUAAUACUUCAAGAUGUCAGUGGAGGCAACAAUGUCCACUGUGUAUUUGGAAUUAAAUUAGUCCAAUGCCGCUUACAGCACUUGACAACGCACAACUUCUUUUCUUUUGAUUCUGGAGCAGGAUGAGUAAAUUUGGCCAAUUUAAGCGUCCUGAUGGUCGUUACGUCCAACGUCUCGUGCCACAUUAAAGCUGGUCCAUGAAGAGAGCUAAUCUCUUAAGUUUAGUACCAACCAAAGUUACUUGAAAAGACGAGCAGCUGUAUGGUGUGUAAGUGUGUGAACCGAUUUUGAAAAUAAAUAAAUAAAACUGUUGAAGCUCACUGCACAAUGUAGUGACUAUUUAUUUAUUUAAUGUAAAUUUGGAAUACUUAUAUUAUCCAAGUGUGCUGAGGAAGUGACACUCUGAUGUAAGCCAUGCCAUUGCUGAGUGACGUGAGAAAAAAACCUGUGUAUACUCAUGAAAACUGUAUUUCAGUAUGACAUGGUGUAAAUUGUAAACCUCAGAAUUUUAUAAUUGAGGUGUAUGACACAUAAAACAUCUUUUUUCUUCCUUGCAAACUACUCCUUUCAGUUGCUUUUCUGGAUGUUCCUAAGUUCCCUCUUAUGGUAAUAUUGAUGUUUCAUGGUGCUGUGUUUGUAACUAUGGCUUCUACUUUUUUUCCUGUGAAGACAGCAUGCCUGGUUUUAAAGACUGUUUUUAUCUAACCUGUUUUAAUGGGCCAUAGUUAUCAUGUACAAUAAACUAUGAAAACAAGUGUUACGUAUCAUUGGCUGAGGGGCCUGUCAUGUUGCUGUAUUCUGUAAUAUUAGAAAUUUUAUUGUGAAAGGGAGCAUGCUUAUCUUGUCUUUUUGUUCAUCGGGAACAGUGUAGAGAGAAGGACAGCAAUGCCAACACAGAUUAAAGUAGUUCAAACAACA